CACACUCAUUCUCAUACUUUUUCCUCUUCAUCUUUUUUUAUCGUAAUUUCUUUCACCUUUUCUUCUUCUUCUUCUCUAUCAUCAACCAUCAAAACCAUGAACAAAGUUGAUAAAUCUCAAGUUAUAAUUCUCUCUUUCAUAGCUUUUCUCCUUGUGAUCACACCCUUGUUACCUUCCUUUCUAAGACCUAGUUAUCUAUACUUAAUCUUCAACAUCCUUAUCAUUGCACUUGCGGCUCAAUCCGGACUUCUCUCAGCAUUCUCUGAGCCGUCAGAAGACAAAAAACAUCAUGUUUCUGUGUCUUCUAAGCAGAAACAUGCAUUGCAAAAACUAGAAGAAAAUGAAGCUUCAACCAUAAACAAUGAAAAUUCUGUCUCAGAAGAACAAAAAGUUAAGAAGCCUAAGGUUGUUGAAAAGUCUGCAUAUGAGAAGAAGGUUGUUUUUGUUGGUGAAAGUAAAGUUGAUAAUAAGGUGAAAAAAUGUCCAUCAAUGCCAAGUCUCUUUUAUAUAGAAAAUGGUGAAGAGGAUGAGGAGGUUGAAGUAGAAGAUGAGAUUUGUGGUGUUAAUGGACAAGAACUUUUUGCAAAAGCUGAAGCUUUUAUUGGAAACUUCUAUAAGCAGUUGAAGAUGCAGAGAGAAGAGUAUUGUGCUUAUUAGAAAAAAUAUUAGGACUUAAUUAUCUUUUUUUUUCUCCCUAAAGAAUGAAUAAUUGUCUAGUUGUGAGGAUCCAUUGUACAGAUUUUGAGCUGGAAUUAGAGGUUAUGUGGUGUUAGUCCUGUUUGUCAAUAUUCAAUUUUCAUUAUUAUCAUAUUAUAAAGUUCAUAUUAAUUUGGAAA
Lathyrus oleraceus (garden pea) is the source of this 836-nucleotide messenger RNA. RefSeq lists its product as uncharacterized. Bases 97 to 657 code for a protein of 186 amino acids. The transcript has a single exon. Lineage: Eukaryota; Viridiplantae; Streptophyta; Magnoliopsida; Fabales; Fabaceae. The record is from RefSeq and is a predicted model, not a curated record.